Molecule: messenger RNA, 3143 nt
Organism: Vidua macroura (Pin-tailed whydah)
Lineage: Eukaryota; Metazoa; Chordata; Aves; Passeriformes; Viduidae
Product: tumor necrosis factor alpha-induced protein 2-like
Exons: 12
Coding region: 1-3114 (1037 amino acids)
Biological process (GO): exocyst localization; exocytosis
Cellular component (GO): exocyst
Molecular function (GO): SNARE binding
Source: RefSeq, a predicted model, not a curated record
AUGGUCCCGGCCCGGGGGGCACCGGGGGGCGGCGGGGGGCACCGGGAGGGGCGGUGCCGCUGCCGGCGGUCCCGUUCCCGGGGGUGCUCCCGUUACCGGGGGGGGCGGAGGGGCCGGGCCGGGGCGGCCAUGGCGGCCAUGGCGCCGGAACCGGAAGUUGGUGGGCGGGGCCUCGCCCAUAAAAGGAGCGGUCGCUGCGGGGAGAGGAGGGGCGUUGGCCCCGCCCACCGCGCGGAGCGGACCAAUCAGAACGCGCCGCCCGGGCAUGGAGACAGCUGGGCGCGCCCCGGGGAGGGGGCGUGGCCGAGCGCGGGCGGCGCGGCGCGAUUGGCUGCGCGCUGGCCAAUGGGAAGGGAGAGCGCGGCGGAACCGGGGCUGACCCUGCCCGGCCGGGGAGGCCCCUCCGGGGCGGCGCUUCCUCAGGAAACCCCCGGCCACGCCAGCGCCGCCAGUGUCCCCGCCGCCAGCGCCGCCAGUGUCACCGCCAGCGCCGCCGGUGUCACCGCCAGCACCGCCGGUGUCCCCCUCGCCGCCGCCGCCAGCGCCACCGGAGCCACCGGCGCCCGCCUGCCGCGUCCCCGCCGGUGCCAGCCCGCUGUCCGGUGCCAUCCCGCUGUCUGUCCGGUGCCAUCCCUCUGUCUGUCCGGUGCCACCCCGCUGUCCCCGCGCCCUCCGGUGUCCCCGGUGCCCCCCCCGGCGAUGCCGCUGCUCCGGAGACCCCCGGGCGGGGCGGCGGAGGGGGGCCCGGAGGACGGGGACCCCUUCGCCGCCAACCCCGAGGGUCGCCGCCGGCGCCGCGCCACCCUGGGCGGGCUGGUGGGGCUGGGGGGCCAGCUGGGCCAGCUCGGGGGCCACCUGGGCCAGCUCGGGGGCCAGCUGGGCCAGCUGGGGGGGCCCUUCGGGCGCGGCCGCCGCCCCCCCCGCGACCCCGCGGGGCCCCGCGGGCGCCGCCGCUCCGAGGACUCGGGGGUCCCGCGGAGACCCCCGGAGGAGGCGGGCGGGGGCAAGCGGGGGUCGCUGCUGCGGCUGGCCCUGGCGACGUGGGGACAGCGCGGCGGCACCGAGAGGGCGUCGCCGGUGGAGGGACAGGCGGGGGACGGCGCGGACGGAGCGGGAGCGCGGCCCGAGAGCGGCGGGAGGGACAAGGACAAGGACGGGGACAGGGACAGGGACAGGGAGCCGCUGUCGGUGCUGGAGAUCCUGGAGCUGAUCCAGCGGCGGGAGCUGGUGGCGGCGGACGCGCAGAUCAUCGCGCUGGAGGCCGAGUGCGCGCUGUCGCCGUCGCGCCCGCCGUCCCCGUGCCCCCUCCCCGCGCCCCCCUCCGCGGGGACCCCGCCGCCGUCGCCGGUGCCGGCGGGCGGGCGGCGGGCGCGGGACGUGGCGCUGCUCUACCGGGCGCUGCUGGCGCAGCUCUGGGCCGUGGUGGGCGAGGCGGUGGCCGCGGGGCGAGCGGUGGCCCCGCUGCGCGCCGUGGUGGCCGUGCUGGAGCAGGAGGAGGCGGCGGACGCGCGGAGCCCGCCCGGGACCCACCCGGGGCGGCCGCGGGGGCUGCGGCGCCGCUGGCACGAGGCGGUGGCCAGGGCGGCGAGCGAGCGGCUGGCGCAGGUGGCCCCGGCGGGCGGGCUGGGGGCCCGGCUGGCCGCGCUGGCCGCCAGGGUGGUGGGCGACCUGGGGGUCGUGCGGAGCCACGUGGCGCCCGCGUACCCCCCCGAGUACGGCGCGCUCGGGGUCUACGCCCGCGGCUACCACCGAGCGCUGGCCCAGCAGCUGCGGGCGCUGGCCCAGAGGCCCCUGGCCGUGCCCGACCUGUACCUGCUGCUCGACUGGCACAGCAACGCCUACCCCAGGGAGGUUUUGGGGCACCCCGAGGUGGGGGCGCUGCUGCGGGCACAGGAGUUGGGGCCCCUGCUGCCCCCCGAGACCCAGCGCGACCUCGAGAGCUCCUGCAUCGCCGCCGUCAAGGCCAAGGUGGAGGUGGCCGUGGCGCAGGAGCUGCAGCUCAGCGAGGACACGUGGCCCGAGGAUGUCACCAGCCAGGACAUGGAGGAGGGGCUGGCCACGCGCGUCACCGGGCUCAGGGGACACCACGGCCGUGUCCCCACACCCGCGGUGGCCGUGUCCCCACAGCUGCUGCGGGCGCACGUGGACCGAGCCCCCCAGGUGACCCCCGAGUUCGGGCGGGAGAUGGCCCACAGCCUGCUGGGCGUGCUGGUGGCCUUCCUGCACAGUUUCCAGCGGAAGGUGGAGCGGUUCCUGGAAGCCCCCGGCGAGCUCCCCCCGCCCGACGGCGCCCCCGGCCGCGCCAUCGCCUUGGCCAACUGCUGCCCCCCCUUCAGGGCCUUCGCCGAGCGGCUGGCGCAGUUCGGGCACCCCGAGAGCGAGGAGCCGCGGCGCCAGGCCCACGCCGCGCUGGACCGGGUCACCCGCGCCUGCGGCCACCUCCUCACGCGGCGCCUCUUCGAGGACCUCAAGCCCCACUUUGGCAAGCUGAUGAAGCGCAAGUGGCUGACGAGCUCGGACGCCUUCGACGCCAUCGUGAUGCUCAUCACCGGCUUCGCGCAGACGCUGCGCCCGCUGCACCCCGAGCCCCACCAGGUGCUGGUCAGCGAGCUGCACCGCCGCGUGCUCAUCGAGUACGUGCGGCCGCUGCUGCAGGGGCGCCUGGUCUGCGCCUCGGCCAAGGCGCGCGCCCGCGUGGCCGCCCGGCUGGGCGACGAGGCCCGGCAGCUCCGCGAGCUCUUCACGCGCCUGGACUCGGCGUCGCCCUGGCUGGACUCGGUGGUGCCGCGGCUGCGGGAGCUGCUGGUGCUGGAGGACACGGCCGCGCUGCAGAUGGAGGUCGGCGCCCUGGCCAGGGACUUCCCCGACGUCCGGCGGCGGCACGUGGCCGCGCUGCUGGACGCGCGGGGGCUGCGGGCGCAGGGCCCCCGGCGCGAGAUCCUGGGGGUGCUGCAGGAUCUGGGGGGGUCGGAGGCCGAGCCGGGGCCGCCCCCCCCGCCCCGGCACCGGACGUUCUUCUCGGAGCUGCCGGCGCCGCGCCCCGUGCGCUGCCUCCCGUUCCACCUGCCCCGGCUGCGCCUGCCGCGCCGCAGCCCCGCCAGGACCCCCCCGUGACCCCCCCCGGGACCCCCAGAACCGCCGGG